Mercenaria mercenaria is the source of this 747-nucleotide messenger RNA. Its product is annotated as histone-lysine N-methyltransferase, H3 lysine-79 specific-like. The record is from RefSeq and is a predicted model, not a curated record. Lineage: Eukaryota; Metazoa; Mollusca; Bivalvia; Venerida; Veneridae. The transcript has a single exon. The coding region runs from base 1 to 747 and encodes 248 amino acids.
AUGACUGAAAGAAAACAAAAAGGAAAGGAAAGUAGGAUAAAAGAGACAUCUGAAGGUAGACAGCUGCAACCAGAUGCAGAAACAUUUAUAAAAGAGAAUACAAUAAGGAAAUUAGAACAGAAAGAAUAUGAAUUAGCAAGAUUGCUAAAAGAGCAGGAAAUUGUGCAUCAAAAGAAAAGUACGGAACAGAGAGAUCAAGAAAACGAUAUCAGAUUAGAAAGACAAAUGUUAAAGGCAGAAGUAGAGUACUACAGAAAUCAGUUAUUGGAAGAGAAAAGAAGAAGUGAAAAGGAAAUGCAUCACAAUCAAGAACUCCUGGAGAACAGAUUGAGGAGAGAAAUAGAAACCCAAGUUCGCAGAGAAAUUGAACAAACAAUAGCAACACAAAUGGAAGAGAAAAUCCGAAAAGAGAUAGAGGAGAGAAAGCGUGUAGAAAUGACAGAGCAAAGAAAAAGGAUGGAAAGAGAAGAAAAGGAAAAGUUAGCAAAAUUAAAGAGAGAAAAACAGAAGGGAGAAGAAUUGAAAUUGCUUGAAAGGAUAGAAAGUCUUAAGAGCAUAGAAAAAGACAUGGAUCUAAAGAAAGAAGAAGUAUUGUCAGAAUCUGAGGUAUCAGAAGAUGAAGAAGAUAUUAUCAUACAAGAGAGACUGGCCAAUCUAAAAAUAGAAAUGGAAUGUCUACAGGAACGAAUACAGAGGAAGAGCAAAGAUGAUAGCAAAAAGAAGAAUACAAAGAGAAGCAAGACUUGA